UGCAGAGGAUGGUGGCACCAUAGUUCAGCAAUAACCUGGCCUGCCUCUCUGCAAUCGGUGUGGCUCCUGGUGGUGAUCACAGCAGCAGCAGCAGCAGCAGCACUAAAGACGAGAGGAGCAGGAGGUUGCACUUCCAUCACGUGUUGAAUAAAUUAGAUUUUGGAGACGGACGUCCACCGCUCGGCUCCCACAUCGUUUGGUUUCAGUUAACGUGCUGCAGUGAGCAGUGAGUCUGCGACCAGACAGACAGCCGGUGGAUGCCAGUAAGCUGAGAACGUCCACUCCAAGAAGACGACGGGAAAGUUUUACAAGACGCAAAGUUGCAUUUUUUCUUUGAAACUUUUCAUCGGGAAGGAAUUUAGGACAGAAGCAAACUGUGUGCAGCGGGCGAGAUCUCCAGAGCGACUGGUAGUGAACAGCCUGCACUCCUCUUUCUUGAGAUGGAUGUAACCUUAACUUUGUUCUUCGUAAGGGAAUACUGAGAGGAGGAAUUUGGAUAUCUGGAAGCUCGACUUCUCAUCUCAGAAACACCGGAGAGGAUCAGAUGAAUGUUUAACACGAAGGGGCCAAAAUGAAGACAGCUGCCAAGGGUUUUGGGAAGUCUAUAAUGGAUCCUUUGCAUCGUGAGGGUUGGUGGAGCAAAAGGAUAGUGCUAAUGGUGUAUGUGGCCUUGGAGCUCAUCACAGUCUAUUCACCCAUGGCCCUGGGCACACUCGAGUUACAACUAGAUGAAGAACAACCAGCAGGCACUAUUGUGGGCGACAUCAGUGCAGGACUUCCUCCUGGCAUCACAGCGUCAUUGUACUUCAUUUCAGACCACGAGGGCACAGGAGUGGGCAGUGAUUUGGACAUAGAUGAAAGCACAGGCAUUAUUAAAACCGCCAAAGUUCUGGACAGAGAAUUGAGAGACAGAUACAACUUCAUUGCAGUCACCAUGACAGGCGUGACAGUGGAGGUGACUAUCAAGGUGAAUGAUAUAAAUGACCACGCCCCAAUGUUCCCUAGAAAACGGGCCACGUUUAAAAUUCCUGAACAGACUACUAUCGGCACUCGAUUUCCUCUUGAGCCAGCUGUUGAUAGUGAUAAAGGCCAGCUUACAACACAGGGUUACAUUAUCAAAGAUGGAAAUGUUGGCCAGGCAUUCACCUUGGAAACCAGGAGGGGAAGCAAUGAGGUUCUCUAUCUGGACUUGGUUGUCAAUGCCAUUCUAGACAGAGAGAAAAGAUCCAUCUAUACUUUAUCUCUGGAGGCCUUUGAUGGUGGUUCCCCCAAAAGAACUGAUCAGAUGACAUUAGAUAUUACUGUGCAAGACAUAAAUGACAACGCUCCUGUUUUCAACCAGAGCCGCUACCACGCUAUAAUAUCUGAGAACCUCCAACCAGGAAGCAACAUCCUGCAGGUGUUUGCCACAGAUGCUGAUGAGGGAGACAAUGGGAUGGUGCUGUAUGAGAUCAAUAGGAGACAAAGUGAUCCGGAUCGCUACUUUGUCAUAGACUCUCGCACUGGCAUAAUCACCCUCAACAAGCCGCUGGACUUUGAGAUGAGGAGAGUACAUGAACUGGUGGUCCAGGCACAAGACAACGCAACCCAGCCAGAAGUGACCAAUGCCUUUGUCACUAUGCAUGUCAGAGAUUACAACGACAACCAGCCCACGAUGACCAUCAUCUUUCUCAGUGAGGAUGGAUCUCCCAGAAUCUCAGAAGGGGCGCAGCCAGGCCAGUAUGUAGCCCGGAUCUCAGUCACUGACCCAGACUAUGGAGAGUAUGCUAACGUCAACGUAUCACUAGAGGGAGGUGAUGGAAAGUUUGCCCUGACCACCAAAGAUAGCAUCAUCUAUCUCAUCUGUGUGGAUCAGAUUCUGGACCGGGAGGAGAGAGACACCUAUGAGCUGAGGGUGAUGGCAACGGACUCGGGCACGCCUCCUCUAAGGGCCGAGUCCUCCUUUAUCAUCCAAGUGACUGACAUGAAUGACAACCCUCCUCUGUUUGACCAGCCAGUGUACAAGCAGAUCAUCCCUGAAGUGGUCUUUCCAGGAAGCUUUGUGCUACAAGUAACAGCAAGAGAUAAAGACCAAGGGCCGAACGGAGACAUAAGCUACAGCAUCCUGCAAGACCAAAGUGCUUACUACAGCUGGUUCAGUAUAGACUCCAUUACAGGCAUUAUCACCACUCUCUCCCAGCUGGAUUAUGAAAAGAACCCUAGUCCCAGUAUAACUGUGGUGGCCACAGAUGGAGGAAAGCCACCCCUUUCCUCCACUGCAGUGGUAAACAUCUUACUUCAGGAUAUAAAUGACAAUGAGCCAGUUUUUGAGAAAAACUUCUACAAUGUGUCCAUCAAGGAAAACACAGCUCCAGGGACCUGCAUUCUUGAGGUGACUGCGACAGAUGCAGACGGCGGCUCCUUUGGCUCAAUUACCUACUCCCUUGGCUCUGGCAUUAACAGCGCUGUUCCCUCUCAGUUCACAAUUGGCAAGGAGACGGGCCAGAUCUGCACUAGUGCUGCACUAGACAGAGAUCAAGGGCCAGCCAGCUUCGACUUUACUGUUACUGCAGUGGAUGGGGGUGGACUGAGCUCAGUAGCCUAUGUAAAGGUAGAUCUGGCCGACAUUAAUGAUAACAGACCCGCUUUCUACCCACUCAGCUAUGCUGUUAGUUUGAGCACACAGAGUGCUCCUGGGACAUCUGUUGUCAGAGUGACUGCCUAUGACCCGGACUCAGGCGAGAAUGGCAGAAUUACAUACACAACAGUACCUGGAGGGGCCUCCCCAUACUUUACCCUCAACAAAGACACAGGUGUGAUCUCCCUGUCUCGGUCUGUCUAUGGGAAGGCCAACUCUGUGAUUCCCAUGGUUAUCUCUGCUCAGGAUGGUGGUGGUCUGGUUGCCCUCGUCAAUGCCAGAGUCAACAUCAGCGUGGUGGCAGGGCUGGUGGCGCCGCCUGUGUUUGAACAGACUCAGUACUACUUCACUGUAUCAGAGGAUGUCCUGCGGGGAACAGUUGUAGGCACUGUCCAGGCCAGCAGCAAAACAGGCACCCCUAGAGAUAUUUCUUACACCAUCAGCUCUGGGGACCCUGCAGGCUAUUUCACAGUAGAUCCUGACACUGGGGCCUUGAGAACCAGUCUGCCCCUGGAUCACGAAGCCCAGUCAGCUCUUGAUUUGGAGGUGCAGGCCCGUAGUGGCAACCCCCCUGCCUUUGGCCAGACCCGUGUUCACAUUACCAUUGCAGACAUCAACGAUAACCCUCCUGUUUUUCUGCCUUCGUCGUCAGAGUCCCUGCUGCUGCCAGAGCAUACAGAAAUGGGCACAGUGAUAUAUCGCAUCCAAGCUGAGGACAGAGACUCAGGAGUUAAUGGACAGCUCUCCUUUGACCUUUCUUCUCCGAGUGCCAGCCAGAGGAUUUUCAGUAUAGAGCGUAGCAGUGGAGAAGUUCGAUUAGUGGGGAGCCUCAGCUAUGAAAAUACGCCCCGUUAUGACCUCCAGGUGAUUGCCAAAGAUAGCGGAGUACCCCAGCUUAGCGCCACCUUCAUGCUUGUGGUUCAUGUCCAGGCAGAGAAUGACCAGGGACCUGUGUUUGAUACCCUCACCUAUCGAGUAGAACUAAAAGAAGGAACUCCCAUAGGCACACGCUUCCUGCAGGUCAGGGCUUUGAACAGAGAAACCCCCGGCUCAGGUCACUUCAGUCCCCUGGCGUAUUACCUGCGUCCAGACGGAGAUGCAGCAGGGUUUGGCAUUGCUGCAGAGAGUGGCUGGCUGUUUGUGAAGAGUGCCCUGGACAGGGAAGUCAAGGACAUGUAUCUUUUAACGGUUCUGGCCAGUGCAGGUCAUGGACAGCUAAAGAAGACAGGCAGUGCCACAGUGCGGAUAUCGGUGACCGAUGAGAAUGACAACUCUCCCCGGCUCGCACAGGAGAGAGUCUUCCUGGCUGUCAGAGAGAACCUGCCUCCAGGAACAGGCUUCGGUCAUGUGCUGGCUUCAGACCGAGACAGUGGCUCCAACGGACGCCUCAGCUACCGUUUCCUGCACCCAGACCGCCACUUCCAGAUAAACACCCACACAGGUGAGAUCAGUACAAGGAUGACUCUGGACAGAGAGCAGCAGUCGGGUUACCAGCUGGUGGUGGUGGUGCAGGAUGGAGGCUCUCCCACUCGUAGUGCCACAGGCACAGCUUUCAUCACUGUUCUGGACGAUAAUGACAACGACCCUGUUUUUAGCCACAGCCAGUCAGGCAAGAACAUCAUCAUACAGGUGACAGAAGGCCAGUCUUCUGGUGCCGUACUGGGCACACUGCAAGCCAAAGAUCCCGAUGAAGGGGAGAAUGGCACCGUUAUAUACUCUUUGUCAGGUCCCAGGGCUGAGCGUUUCUCUUUGAACACAAACACUGGUGAGCUGCGUUCAUCAUCCCCUCUGAGCCACUCGGAGCGGGCCGAGUACUCUCUGAUGGUGACAGCCACUGACAGAGGACUGCCCCCUCGCAGCACCUCCUGCUCCCUCACUAUUCAGGUUAUCAGCAUUAAUAGACCUAUUACUAAGGCCAAUUCACUCUCCAUAUCUUUCAACUCCGUGGAGGAGGCCAAACCUGGAUCCGUUAUUGGUUCCGUUCGGCUCCACAACAGAGGAACCUUAGAAGACGGGGAGGUGACCUACACAGUGGUGGGAGGUGCAGAUCGAGAUGGGACCUUUGUUGUGGACCGUCUGACUGGUGACGUGUACCUGGCUCGUGCUCUUGACUAUGAACGCGACGCUCGCUACAGCCUGCAAAUUGAGGUGGAUGACUUCUCUCAAGCCCCUCCCAGCAGCACCCUAGUCCACCUGGACAUUGAUGUAGAAGACAGCAAUGACCACACCCCUGAGUUCCCUGAAGACCCCAUCACCGUUGUCAUCUCUGAGAGCAUGGAGCCUGGCUCGUCCGUGUACACUUUCCAGGCCACAGAUAAGGAUGGCAGUGGGCCUAACAGCGAGCUAGUGUAUUCUGUUCUCCAUCAGUGGCCAAACACCCCUGGCCUAUUAGCCCUCGAGCCCUCCACUGGGAUUCUGUCCUUGGGCCAGAAGCUGGAUUAUGAGGUCACCAAAAACCUGAUCCUGGUUGUUAAAGCAACAGAUUCUGCCCUCGACGCCAGCCAGAGGCGCUGGAGUUCUGUCACAGCGAGAGUGUAUGUAACUGAUGAGAACGACAAUCCACCGGUGUUCAUAUCGCCAACAGCUGUCAGUGUGAUGGAGGACCAGCCAGUGGGCUUUGUGGCUUUGUAUGUGAUGGCCAGAGAUGCCGAUCAAGGGGAGAAUGGAAGAGUAUCCUACAGAAUCCAGUCAGGCAACAGUGCAGGGACAUUCAGCCUCAACCCAAACACUGGCUCUCUGUCUAUUUUAAAACCUCUGGACCGUGAGGAGCAGGACAUCUUUAACCUCACUAUAAUCGCUGAAGAUCAUGGGAUACCCCAGCACUCUUCUAGCCAGCUGCUGUGUGUCCACGUGAUUGAUGUUAACGAUGAGGUGCCCUGGUUUGAGGAGAGCCAGUAUGAAGCCCAGAUCUCUGAGAACCAGCCUCCAGGAACUAGUGUGUUGACAGUGUCUGCCUCUGAUCUGGACCAAGGAACCAAUGGGCAAGUGACAUAUGGUGGUGUCUCACAUGAGGGCUUCAACAUCAACCCAGUGACAGGUGUCAUCACAACCACUAAGGCUCUGGACAGGGAGCUUCAGGACUACUAUACUGUAACAGUUUAUGCAAAAGAUGGAGGCCUUCCACCCAACUAUGCUAAAGCAACAGUGAGAAUCAAGGUUCUGGAUGUUAAUGACAACGCCCCUGUCUUUGGUCGUCUGUACUAUAGCAUAGAGGUGCCCGAAAACCUAGAGGCAUUACCUCUGUUCACCCUGAGAGCCACUGACCCUGAUGCAGAAAACAGUGGGGUGAUAAACUAUAGAAUUACAGCUGAAGAUCAGUCUGGAGACUUCCACUUGGACAGACAGUCAGGUGUACUGUCCACCUCACGGCCUCUGGAUCGGGAGAAGAGAGGUGGAUACACGCUAACAGUCAUAGCUCAUGACCAGGGCCAGCCUUCCCUCAGCAGCACUGCCACUGUUGAGGUGACGGUUCUGGACAUCAACGACCACAGUCCACAGUUUCAGAGCAGCAGCUACACUGCAGACAUUUCGGAAGACGUUCCUAUUGGCUCACUGGUCCUGGAGGUGAAAGCCAUUGAUUUGGACUUUGGUCCCAACAGCCAGGUGCUGUACUUUCUGAGCCGUGGCUCCCAGAGUAUGUUCAUCAUAGACCAGAACACAGGCCGCAUAAUCACAGCAGCACCCCUAGACAGAGAGAGAACCGCCUCAUACACUUUUGAGGUGUGCGCCACUGACUCCUCCCCUGCAAACCCACGUAACUCCACCGCUCAGGUGACAAUCUACAUUCAGGAUGUGAACGACAAUGCCCCCUUCUUCAUUCAGGAUCCACUUAUUGUGAACAUCUCCGCCAGUAGCAUUUCAAACCGCCGUGUGUUGGCUACCAUGAGGGCAGAGGACAAGGACUUUGGGGCCAAUGGCUCUGUUUUUUAUCGUUUUGCAAACCCUGCGAGAGGCUUCACCAUUAACUCACUGACAGGAGACAUACAGGCUACAGAGAAGCUGCAGACUCUGACCCAAAGCCAAAGGACUUUGAUAGUUCAGGCCAUGGAUCAAGGAAACCCAGCUCAAUCUUCCCUGGGGGUGGUUGUUAUUUACAUCAGGGAACAGAGCUACAGGGGGAUUCGCUUCUCCCGCACAGCUAGAGAUGUCAGUCUGCAAGAGAACGCUGCUCAAGGCACAGUGAUAACACAAACUCAGGCCCAGUACCCUGAUGGCUCUAAAACUGGUAUCAGCUACAGUAUUUUCAGUGGAAAUAGACUGGAGUCUUUUGGAAUUAACGCCAUCACUGGUGAAAUAUGGGUCCAGAAGUCUGACGGACUUGACUAUGAGGAAACCCCAAAACUCCGCCUUGUGGUGAAAGCAGAGACGGCAUCCUCCAGCUCCUACAUGGCUGUCAACUUGCUCCUGCAGGACGUAAAUGACAACCUGCCGCGCUUCCAACUUCAGAACUAUGUAGCCUACAUUAGGGAGGCACAAGGCUACGAUUUUCCCAUUAUCCAGGUUGCUGCAGAUGACCUGGACCAGGGUCAAAAUGGUCAGGUGACCUAUUCUAUCAGGUCAUCAUCCAUGAGUGGCUUGUUUAAGAUAGACCCACUGACGGGCAGCGUCACCACAGCAGCUAUAAUGGACAGAGAGAUCUGGACGCAAACAAAGCUUGUUGUUACGGCAACAGACCGGGGAACCCCGCGGCUUGCUGGCUCUGCCACCCUCACUGUGAUCAUCAUCGACCUCAACGACAACAGUCCCAUGAUUCCUCUGCCUAGGAAGAUCCGAGUGCCUGAGGAUACACUCAUUGGCACAGUAAUCACCCAGGUAACAGGAAAUGAUGUGGACUCAGGGCCAGCUCUCUCCUACACACUGCAUCUGGAUGUCAACAGCCAGGGCAUGUUUGGGAUUCAUCGUUAUGGGGGAGGAGUGUCUUUGACCGGCCCUCUAGACUAUGAGGAAAGGACGUGGUACACUCUGACAGUCCGCUCAUCUGACUCUAAGCAUGAAAGCGAAGCCAACCUCACUGUGCUGGUGGAUGAUGUGAACGAUAAUGCCCCUAUCUUCACUCAUGACUUGUAUCAGGUGACCGUACCAGAGCGCCUCCCAGCAGGCAGUGCAGUCAUCACAGUAACAGCCACCGACCGUGACUCUGGAGAGAAUGGAAGGAUUACUUACAGAGUAAUGUCAUCAACUAAGGGUGUCUUCUACAUUGACCCGAGCAAUGGUACUCUGUUCAUCCAGCAGCAAACAGAGUUUGAUUUUGAAAAUCCCUCCAUUUUGGUUGUAAUUGAGGCACGCGACCAGGGUACUCCAUCGCUUUCAUCCAUCGCCACUGUCCAGGUACAAGUGUCCGACGUCAACGACAACGCCCCGGUCUUCCACCAGUCAGAGUACAGAGCCACUGUGUCUGAAGACGGGCUUCCUGGAUCAACUGUUCUGACAUUAGAAGCUGUGGAUGGAGACCUGUUCCGGGACAACUGUGGUUUUGAUUUUGCCAUUGCCAGCGGCAAUUCAGGUAAUGCCUUCCAGAUUGAGAGCAGUGUGCGCUUCUUUGAAGGGCGGGGCUUCCAGACAGUUGGCAGCCUGAUCCUGGUGGAGAACCUGGACUUUGAAGCAGUACCAAGUUAUAACUUGACUGUUGUGGUAUCGGAUCGUGGAAUCCCUCAGCGUAGCUCCAGCGUGCCUAUCCUUAUAAGUGUUACAGAUGCCAAUGACAACCCUCCAGCUUUCAGCCGGACAGAGUACAGUGUGGUACUGAGUGAGGGUACUGCAGCAGGGACUGAGAUCUUGCAUUUAUCUGCUACAGAUUCAGACUCUGCACCAAACGGAGAGGUGCAGUACUCUAUAAGCUCAGGGGAUGAGACAAACCUUUUCCAGGUGGACCAGUGGACUGGAGCUUUGAGGCUGCAGAGACCUCUGGACAGCAAGACACAACUGUCCCAUAUGAUUGUUGUCCAGGCUACUGACGGUCAGGGACACUAUGCUUUGGCCCCCGUCAGCAUCGAGGUGAAGGAUAUCAAUGAUAACCGGCCCUUCUUCCCCCUCAAACUCGUAACUGCAAGCAUCAGGGAAAACCAACCCCAGAAUGCCUUAGUUACCAUGCUGCAUGCAAUCGACCACGACAGAGGUGUUUUUGGACAGCUGAGGUACUACAUGUUAGAUACGUCUAAAGAAGGAAAAGAGGGUUUCCUCAUCAAUCAAACUUCAGGCGAAAUUCGGACUCGCUCUACUUUUGACUUUGAGAAGGUAAACUCCUUCCAUUUUGAGGCUGUUGCCAUGGAUGCUGGCAACUAUUCUGCUUCUGUAACAGUACAGGUUUACAUUACAGGGGAGGAUGAAUAUGAUCCUGUUUUCACCUCUUCUGAGUUUUCAUUUGAAGUGCCUGAAGGAGCGAAGAAAGGUCACAUGAUUGGCAAAGUACAAGCUAGAGAUGAGGAUGGAGGCGUGGAUGGAGUUAUCCUCUACUCUUUACCAGACCAUUCGCCUUAUUUUGAAGUCAACAAUUCAACUGGAGCAAUUUCUUUAAAGAUGGACAGCUACAGUCGACACGUGAGUCGCUCUAAAAGAGAGGUGCGGCUGGUGACAUUGGAUGUGACUGCUCACAGUCCUCUGGAGACGUCUCGCAUAGCUGUGGCUAAAGUUACCAUAGAUGUGACCCAUACGUCUUUUGGCCUCACCACAGACAUGAAUAUGUUGCUCAUCAGUGUUAUUGCAGUUUCACUUGGGACCAUAGUCAUACUAAUAAUAAUUGCUGUGGCGCUAUUUUUUGUUAAAUUAAGACGUCACAAAAAGCAGCAAAAAGCUCAAGAACGAACACCAAUGUCAGGCACUCUGCUACACAAGUUUGAGGAAACAAAAAUAGCAGCAAAUGAAAUGAUUUACCAUCAGGCCCUUCCUGGAUAUGCAGCUGAUCAGAGUGGCAGCAGUGGGGGUCCAUACACCCGUGGGGGAUCCUUGGAUCCUUCCCACUCCAGUGGCCGUGGAUCUGCGGAAGCCGAGGCAGCAGAGGAUGAUGAGAUCAGAAUGAUUAAUGAAUAUCCUCGGGUGUCAAGUAUCUCGUCCUCAAUGCAGGAGCGCAUUUCUGCUCGAGGUCCGGACUCUGGAAUCCAGCAGGAUGCCGAUCAGCUGUCAGAUGUGUCCUGUGAGCCCUCCAUAGAUUGGUUCAAAGGGAAGAAACUGGGCAGUCUCAAUGGUACUUUACUAGCUGGCCAGGUGCCAGUCUACAGAGACGAAGGGGGUGGCUAUGUGGGUGUGGGACGGGGACUCAGUAUUUCCCGCCCUAAAGACUAUACUUUCCCGGAGGAUGGAAAGCCUCCUGUGGAUGGCUCCCUGACAGCCAUUGUGGCCAGUGAAGAGGAGCUAAGGGGCAGCUAUAACUGGGACUACCUACUAAACUGGUGUCCCCAGUUCCAACCCUUAGCUAACGUUUUUACUGAAAUAGCACGUUUAAAAGAUGAAACGGCUGCUCCUCAUCCUCGCAGGUCAUUUCAUCAGAAAGCAAAAGCAGAGUCAAGAAUCGACCCCCCACCUCUCAUAACCUCUGUGGCUCACCCCGGGGCCAAAACUGUACCUCCAAAGCCUGCUGUAGGGAGGACGUUCCCCCACUUGGCUUCAUUACGUAGAUCCCCCAUCAGCGCUGAGGGAUCCAUCUCCUCGGUGGCAAUGUCUCCAAGUUUCUCCCCCUCGCUCUCACCGCUGGCAGCACGUUCUCCUGCAAUUACGCCCUUCAGUGUCUCGCAGGGCCCCUCCGCCUCCAUGAUCAGCACAACUGAACACAACUUGGAACACAGUGAGGAGGCAGAACUGAGGAUUUAAACUUACAAAAGGUGAAUUAAAACUGAGUCACUGCUGUCCCAAACUUGUUCUACUGUAUUACCACAGGGGCUGCAACCUGAAAUGAGUCAAUGUAUUUUCUUUUCUCUUUCUUAAGAGAACUAGUUCAACGUUACACUAAGAAGUCCAAAUAACUGAAGUUAUGGUGCUUUCUGAAGAAAAACUACAUGACUAACAGGCCAAAAAGGACUAUGCCUUUGGGUGUGUAUGUGUGUGUGUGAAAGAAACUUACUCUUCUGUUGAUCAGUGGUAAUUUGCACAUUGGAAUGGAGAUUCAUACAUGAUGUCAAUAUUUUGUACAAAAGCAUUGUCUAUAUUUUUAUACUUCCAUGUGGUUUCUGACAAAAAAAAUGGAACUAAAGUGUCAAAGGGUUGUUAAAACCUUGGAAUAUAUUUCUAUAUUUGUAUAUCUGUAGCCUGUACUGUAUACUUGUUUGUACUGUAUGUUUGUGGUAUUUCUUGUAAUUCUCAACUUUGUGGUAUUAAAUGAAGCUCCUUGUUAAUGCUUUAUGAAAUGGGACCUUUAUAACAGAUAAAUGUAAAUAUUUAGAGAAAAAGAGGCAUCCUUGCUUGAACAAAUGAAACUCCAUUCAGCAUAGUAUUGUGUGAUCGAAAUUUUCUUAGAAUCCAGUGUUUGAUCUCACAUAAAAAAGUAACAAUGAAUGUGAAAUGCUGAAAAGUUGUUAUUGUGCUUAACAUGCAUCAUAUUCUACAAAGGAAAAUGGAACCUGAGGUCUAGUGAUCGUAUCCUUCAGGCACCUUGGAUUGCAUUUCUCACAACAAGCCUUACUGCUUUUUAUUUUGCAUUGUGAAAAUAUUUCAUUUAAGGGAGAACACUGAGCAGCUAUGUGGUAAAUGUAAAAAUGUUUGCUCUAUCAGCAGCCUAAUCAUUCCAGAGAAUGUAAGCAGUUGUUUGUCUACUCAUCUAAGGUUCCUCAGUAAAAUAUUAAAGACGCAUAACUUAAGCUGUUAAUCGGUGUGAUUGUAACGCUAACAAUAAUUUGCAGCAGGUUUUUCUAAUUUCUGUGUAUAGAUUUAAUGAAACUUUAAUGAAUGUUAGUUUGGAUGACAUUUCUCCCCUCUUUUCAGUAGCACUAUAAAUACUAUGUAUAUGGAUUAAAACUAAUACUUACAAAUGUUACAUUUGGUCUGAUAGAAGUAUUAAAGAAUUUCUGAAUGUUCCAACACCACCGUAGAAUGUUGCGCAAAAUGCUUUUACAUAGAUCCUUAUGACAUAAAAUAUUUAUGAUCAUAACUGUGUUUUUUGCAGCCUUUUUUUAAAAAGUAUCUGUUUACAUUAGCAACUUCCUAGUGCCCUUGCUUAACCCCAGUUGUAGACUCUAUAACAUUAUAUAACAUUCUACAGUUUUUUUAUUUAUCAGUUAGGUAGACCUCAGAAGCUGAGAGACUUGGUAAAUUAUUUACAUGGAUACUGUUUUGACCAUUGCCAAAUAUACAUAAAUACUACCUAUUUAAUAGGAAGGAGGUACCUUGUUGUUUGUCUUGUUUUUUUUCUAUCUAACAGUGUUACCUGCUGCUUGCAUUUCUUGUUUGUGCCAACUGUGUAUACAAUGGUAUCAUAGAAGAGAAAGUCCUCCACAUAUCAUGCUAGGCUUGUCCAGACAAAUGUUUUGAGCAAAAAGUGCCUGAUUAAAGAACUUGUGAUCACA
This is a messenger RNA of Amphiprion ocellaris (clown anemonefish), 12108 nucleotides long. RefSeq names its product protocadherin-16-like. Gene Ontology annotation, cellular component: plasma membrane; cell-cell junction. Bases 572 to 10420 code for a protein of 3282 amino acids. The transcript has 21 exons. The record is from RefSeq and is a predicted model, not a curated record. Gene Ontology annotation, molecular function: calcium ion binding. Gene Ontology annotation, biological process: homophilic cell-cell adhesion. NCBI's taxonomy places the organism in Eukaryota, Metazoa, Chordata, Actinopteri, Pomacentridae.